Molecule: messenger RNA, 4386 nt
Organism: Caenorhabditis angaria
Lineage: Eukaryota; Metazoa; Nematoda; Chromadorea; Rhabditida; Rhabditidae
Source: the annotation of a GenBank genome assembly
AUGAAUCGAUUGAUUCAAAUUUCGCGCCGGAAUUUUGGAUUGGCUCGAAAAUGUUUGGCUGUUGAAGGAGACGCUUUUCGGCUUGAUGAAUAUAGUGGGAAGUAUUUGGGACAUCGAAAAGUGGGUUUUUGAUCAAAUUUGGAGCAAAAUGAGCCUAAACAUGCUCAGGAAAUUCAAAAUUCAAAUUUUUCAUCAAAUUUGGAGCAAAAUGAGCCUAAACAUGCUCAGGAAAUUGAAAAUUCAAUUUUUUCAUGAAAUUUGGAGCAAAAAUGAGCCUAAACAUGCUCAGGAAAUUGAAAAUUCAAAUUUUUCAUCAAAUUUGGAGCAAAAUGAGCCUAAACAUGCUCGAAAUCAGAGAAUUUUGAAUUUUUCUGAUUUUCCCAAGCUCCGCCCAUUUUUGCAAUUUGCCGCAUGCUUUUCUGAUAUACAAAAGGUGUGCCAGGCUUGCAAAAUAAGCCACGCCCACAGUUAUGAUCAGAAUUGUGGGCGUGGCUUAUUCUGCAAGCCUGGCACACACUUUUUGUAUAUCAGAAAAGCAUUGCAAAGGGCGGAGCUUGGGAAAAUCAGAAAAUUUCUGAUUUCAAGCAUGUUUGGGCUCAUUUUGCUCCAAAUUUGAUGGAAAAUUUGAAUUUUGAAUUUUCUGAGCAAGUUUAGGCUCAUUUUGCUCCAAAUUUUCACCCGAAAAUUUGCCACGUCAUAACUCAAUUUGUUUUCAGGUAAACUUCACCGAAAAACUCGAAAUCAUCGAUGCCAACAAGACGGCCGCGAUUCCAAUUUACCGUGUCACAAAUGCGGUCGGCGAUGUGAUAGAUCAAAGUCAGGAUCCGAAAUUCGACAAAGAUCAGGCGCUGAAAAUGUACAAGACGAUGACGAAAUUGAACAUUUUGGACAAGAUUUUGUACGAUUCGCAAAGACAGGGCCGAAUUUCGUUUUAUAUGACCAGUUUUGGAGAGGAGGUGAGAAAUUUUCGAGCAAAAUGAGCUCAAACAUGCUCAGAAAAGACAAAAUUCAAGUUUUUCAUGAAAUUUGGAGAAAAAUGAGCCCAAACUUGCUCUAGAUCUCUCAAUUUUCGCUUCCAGGCAAACCACGUUGGCUCAGCUUCAGCUCUCGAACCUCAAGAUCUAAUCUAUGGUCAAUAUCGUGAAGCUGGUGUUCUUUUAUGGCGUGGAUUUAGUCUAUCUCAAUUUAUGAAUCAGUGUUAUGGAAAUUCGGAAGAUAUCAGUAAAGGUAAUGAAAUUUCGCUAAAAAUUUGAAUUUUUCGUGAAAUUUGGAGCAAAAUGAGCACAAAAAUGCUCAGAAAAUUAAAAAUUCAAGUUUGUCUUCAAAUUUGGAGCAAAAUGAGCCCACACAUGCUUGAAAUCAGAAAAUUUUGAAUUUUCAAAGCUCCGCCUAUUUUUGCAAUUUGCGGCAUGCUUUUCUGAUGUACAAAAAGUGUGCCGAGCUUGCAAAAAUGGGCGGAGCUUUGAAAAUUCGAUUAAAAUUCAAAAUUUUCUGAUUUCAAGCAUGUUUGGGCUCAUUUUGCUCCAAAUUUGAUGAAAAACUGGAAUUUUGCAGAAAUUAAUUAGCCUAAUUAAUAAAUUUUCGCAGGCCGUCAAAUGCCAAUUCAUUUCGGAUCAAAUGAGCUGAACUUUGUCACAAUCUCAUCACCUCUAACAACACAACUUCCACAAGCUGUCGGUUCAGCUUAUGCAUUCAAAAGACAACCAAACAAUAAUCGAAUUGCUGUUGUGUAUUUUGGAGAUGGAGCUGCUUCCGAAGGUGAUGCACAUGCUGCAUUCAAUUUUGCUGCCACUUUGGUGCGUCACAGAUUUUUAAUCAAAAUAUAUGUUUUCUGGCAGUUUUCGGCCCAAAAUAUGUGAAAUUUUCAGUUUUUAGGUCCAAAAUUCACUAAAAAUUGAAGAUUUUCAAACUGCAAUCGAUAUUUUUUAUCAAAAUAUAUGUUUUCUAGUAUUUUCCAACCCACUGAUCACAAUUCCAUUGUUAAAAAUUGCAAAUCUCAAAUCCUAAUAUGAGUUAUUGGGAGAUUAGAACUGAUUUCAGAUUUCGAAAUGAUUUUAAUGAAAAUCUAAUAGCACAGGGUUGUUCAGAAGAAAAAAUAACAUAUAUUUUUGGGUCUCGCAGCGAAAAAUUGAUUUUUCCUGGGAUUUUUGAUGAUUUUCUAGGUCCUGUGUGGAAUUUUCACUAUUUUCUGGGUCCUGAAGCGAAAAAAGCCUUAAUUUGCUCUUCAAGACCCGGAGAACAGUGAAAAUUCCACACAGGACCUAGAAAAUCAUCAAAUUUUGCUCCAAGACUUAGAAAAUCACCAAAAAUCCAAGGCAAAAUUAAUUUUUCGCUGCAAGACCCAAAAAUAUAUGUAAUUAUUUCUUCCGAACAACCCUAUGCUAUCAAAUUUUCAUGAAAAUCAUUUUGAAAUCUAGUUCUGACCUCCCAAAGCCAUUUAGGAUUUGAGAUUUGCAAUUUUUGACAAUGGAAUUGGGAUCAGAGGGUUGGAAACUACUAGAAAAUAUAUAUUUUGAUAAAAAUCUCUUUUUAGUGAAUUUUGGACCUGAAAAUCGAGUUUCUUAUGAUAUUUUGUGCCGAAAAUCCACCUUGAAAACCGAUUUUUCAAGUUGAAAAACGUUUUAUUGAGCUAUGACGUGACAAUUUUUGCAGACUUGCCCCAUCAUUUUCUUCUGCCGUAACAAUGGUUAUGCAAUUUCUACACCAACCAGUGAACAAUAUGGUGGAGAUGGUAUUGCUGGAAAAGGUCCAGCCUAUGGUUUGCACACUAUUAGGUAGGUCUGAAAUUUUCAGCCAAAAAUAUCUGAAAUUUAAAAAAAAAUGUUUGUAGAGUCGAUGGAAAUGAUCUUCUCGCAGUUUACAAUGCAACUAAAGAAGCCCGUAAAUUGGCGCUUCAAAAUAAGCCGGUUUUGAUUGAAGUUAUGACAUAUCGAUUGGGACAUCAUUCAACUUCUGAUGAUUCUACUGCAUAUAGGUAAUUUGAAUUUUUUGAAUUUGAAAAAUUUGGCGCGAAAAUGUCCACGUGGAAGAAUUUUGAGCGCGAAAUUUUGAAAAUUUGCCAGCAAAAAUCCACGCGGAAGAAUUUUGAGCGCGAAAAUUUGAAAUUCAAAAAUUUGAAAAUUUGCCAGCAAAAAUCCACGUGGAAGAAUUUUGAGCGCGAAAUUUUGAAAUUCAAAAAUUUGAAAAUUUGCCAACAAAAAUCCACGUGGAAGAAUUUUGAGCGCGAAAAUUUGAAAUUCAAAAAUUUGAAAAUUUGCCAGCAAAAAUCCACGUGGAAGAAUUUUGAUCGCGAAAUUUUGAAAUUCAAAAAAUUUGAAAAUUUGCCAGAAAAAAUCCACGUGGAAGAAUUUUGAACGCGAACAUUUGAAAUUAAAAAAUUUGAAAAUUUGCCAGCAAAAAUCCACGUGGCCGAAUUUUAAGCGCGAAAAUUUGAAAUUCAAAAAUUUGAAAAUUUGCCAUCAAAAAUCCACGUGGAAGAAUUUUUAGCGCGAAAAUUUGAAAUUCAAAAAUUUGAAAAUUUACCAGCAAAAAUCCACGUGGAAGAAUUUUGAGCGCGAAAAUUUGAAAUUCAAAAAUUUGAAAAUUUACCAGCAAAAAUCCACGUGGAAGAAUUUUGAGCGCGAAAAUUUGAAAUUCAAAAAUUUGAAAAUUUACCAGCAAAAAUCCACUUGGAAGAAUUUUGAGCGCGAAAAUUUGAAAUUUGAAAUUUAGGUUAAAAAUGCCAUUUUUCAACCGAAAUUUUUUGAAAAAUCGGUAAUUUUAUUUUGAUUUAAAAAAUCCACGUGGAAGAAUUUUGAGCGCGAAAGUUUGAAAUUCAAAAAUAAAAAUUGCAUUUUUCAACCAAAAAUCUCUGAAAAAUCGGAAAUUUCUACUGAAAUUAAAAAACCCACGUGGCCGAAUUUUUGAGCGCGAAAAUUUGAAAAUUUGAAAUUUGUUUUCUUGAAAUUAAUUUUAGGUCCAAAAAUUUUCGAUAUAAAAGUGCGUUUUUCAACCGAAAAUCUUUGAAAAAAUCACAUUUCAUCGUGAAAAAUCCGAAUUUUUUCCUGAAAUCAAAUCCAGAUCUCAAAAAUUUUCAGAUCAGCUGAAGAAGUCGAAUCAUGGGGUGACAAAGAUCAUCCAAUAACUCGUUUCAAAAAAUACAUCAGCGAAAAUGGCUGGUGGAAUGAGGAAGACGAAAAAACGUGGCAAAAUGAGGUGAAAAAAGAUGUGUUGCGUGAAUUUGGAGCCGCCGAAAAACGAAAACUUGCACAUUAUCAUGAGCUUUUCGAUGAUGUUUAUGAUGUUUUGCCGGAAAGAUUGAGAAGACAACGAGAUGAAUUGGAUAAACAUAUUGAGGAAUAUAAGGAACAUUAUCCGGUUGAUCGCAUUUUGGAGAAGAAAUUGUAG